AUGAGUUCGUCUUCUACCAAGGACAAGUUGGGCCAGGGACUUGGAAACCGAGUCCUGCUGGACAAGGUGGAUAAGCUUCGUGAAUUGGGCAUCUCUCAUCUCGUGCCUCUGCCGCAGAUGGUCGUGGUCGGAGACCAGAGUGCUGGCAAAUCCAGUGUCCUCGAGUCCUUGACAGGAUUCCACUUUCCGCGUUCUGCUACUCUGUGCACUCGUCAUGCUACCGAGAUUGUUUGCCGACGGGAACCUACAGAGAGCGUUGUGGUGUCCAUCAUCCCACACAACCCAUCUCCGGAGCGCGAGAAGCUCAUCAAGGACUUUCGCCGAUCAACGGACAUGAUCCUUUCUGAUGAUUUCCCAAAUAUCUUUGAAGAAGCCGCCAAAGUGAUGGGGAUUAAGCUGUCUGAGGAUGAUGGAGAGGGAUGCAGCGCUUUCAGCCUGGACGUCCUCAAAGUCGAAAUCAGUGGCCCUGACGCGCUCCACCUCACUGUUAUUGAUGUUCCUGGCAUGUUUGAGACUGUCACCCCAGGCUUGACGACUGAAUCCGACAUUGACUUGGUGAAGAACAUGGUGAAGCGUUACAUUCAUGAGAGCCGAACCAUUAUACUUGCCGUGGUCCCUUGCAAUGGCGACAUUGCCAACCAAAAGAUCCUUCGACUUGCCGCCGAGGCUGAUCCUCAGGGAAAACGCACUUUGGGUGUGCUAACCAAACCUGACCUUGCCAUUGAGAACGCAACCAAGGCGGUCAUCUGCGAUCUAGUCAACGGCAAGCGGCGAGAUUUGCAUCUUGGCUACUGCGUAGUCAAGAAUCUCGGCGCUGAUGACACAUCUGGCAGCAUGGAUAGUCGUCAAAAGCAGGAACUGUCCCUGUUUGGACAAGCUCCAUGGAACACUCUACCUUCUGACAGAUUGGGUAUCCCGGCACUUCGCUUCCGCAUCAAACAACUCUUGAUGGACCGAACCCGUGCAGAGUUCCCAAUGGUCAAGAGCGAGAUCAUGGCGAAUCUCAAGAAGAGCCAGGGGCUUCUCGCCGACAUGGGGGAGCCUCGAAGCUCCACCGAUCAACAACGUGCGUAUGUUGGCAGAAUUGCUUCGAGAUUCAUGCGAAUCAAAGAGUACGGCCUAGAUGCGUAUUAUACGCGCAGCAAGUUCUUUGAAGACCUCGAGAUGAGAUUGAUUACUCGAAUCCGUACAAUCAACGAGGCCUUUUCUCGCAUCAUGCUCGAGAAGGGACAUGCUAGAGAGUUUCAUACCAAAGUAGAGCAGACUGCAGCUGAGAACCAGCCAGCGAAUGAGGAUGACGAAUUACCUCAAGGUCGAUCCUCGUUGUAUGAUGAGAAAAUCCACUUCAAAAUUCCAGACUUUGGGGAGGAAGACUUGAGUGACAUUGUCACGGACCCGUAUUGGUGCUCGAAGCCCGAGAUGGGCGGUAUGCUGGAGCACAUCCAAGAGCAGUAUAUCAAGGCUCGAGGCUAUGAGAUGGGAACUUUCAAUGCCGAAAUGCUGCCCUGCACUUUCAAAGAACAGGGCAAAAAGUGGCCAUAUAUUGCAUAUGCGCACGUCUCCAACGCUGUGCUGAUUGUCCAUCACUUCAUACGCCAGACUUUGGAGGAAUGCUGCCCCGAUGUUGCAGUCCGUGAAGAGCUCUGGAAUUUCCUUUUGUAUGGUUUUGAGGGGAACGACGGCCUGGUGAAGCGGUAUGAGAGAGCCAUGAAUCACGUCGAUUUUCUGCUGUCUGUUGAGUUUGAAAACCGAACCAUGACGUAUGACCCGCGAUUCGAGGAAAAGUUCAGCCAGCUGAAGCUCAAUGAUCAACAGCUCAGCCCAAAUGAGGGCAAUGGAACGGAAUCUGAGAAGCAGCCCAAGUCUUCACUCGAGGAGACGCGGAUGACUAUCCACAACGCUCUCCAUGCGUACUAUGGUCUUGCACGAAACCGCUUCGUCGACGUGAUUUGUCAGCAGGCAAUUGAUUACCAUCUGCUGUAUGCAAAGGAUGGACCGCUGACGGUGCUGUCGGACAAUGUGGUCUUGGAUAUGACCGCACAACAGUUGGAGAUUAUUGCUGGGGAGGAUCUGGCUGUGAAGGAGAAGAGAGAGAGGCUGACCAAGGAGAUUGAAUCCUUGACCCAGGCCCUCAAAAUCCUCAGAGGUUGA
Molecule: messenger RNA, 2151 nt
Organism: Trichoderma virens Gv29-8
Lineage: Eukaryota; Fungi; Ascomycota; Sordariomycetes; Hypocreales; Hypocreaceae
Exons: 4
Coding region: 1-2151 (716 amino acids)
Cellular component (GO): membrane; microtubule; cytoplasm
Molecular function (GO): microtubule binding; GTPase activity; GTP binding
Source: RefSeq, a predicted model, not a curated record